Molecule: messenger RNA, 750 nt
Organism: Ogataea philodendri
Lineage: Eukaryota; Fungi; Ascomycota; Pichiomycetes; Pichiales; Pichiaceae
Exons: 1
Coding region: 1-750 (249 amino acids)
Molecular function (GO): protein binding
Source: RefSeq, a predicted model, not a curated record
AUGCGCGACCAGGAACUCGAAGGAGGCUUUUUCCUCCUCAUCGAGGAUCCCGUAGAGUUCUGCUGUCCGCUGGAUAGCCCGUUCAAGUUUGUCACCGGGGGCUACAAUAACAGUCUCGAAAUGUACGAUAUUCGAAAGGACUACGAAAGCCAUCUACGUCAAACUGCAGAAUCAACUUUUCUUAGAGUGUGCAGAAGUAUCAUCACCACAAAACCAGUGUACAAAACGUCGACCCCUAAACAGAACGGCGACUUUCUGUGGCUCAAGAACGCAGUGGUGAUCAACGAGCCGCCUACAGACGACGACGUCACCGUCCUGGCAACAACCAAGUUCGGCAAAAUGCUUGUUUAUAAACCGUUCCUCGCUAAGGUGCCCAUCCAGAUAUACCAGCUGUCAACGCACUCGGUCAACCACAUCUUCACGUUGCACAAAUCCAAAAUUCUGUUCAUGGACUCGUUCAACCUGAUUGGAGUGUUUGACCUCGCUGCAGAGAGAAUCGUGAAACGGUUCGAGCUCCCGCUGAUCGGAUCCAUUGCUGCGCUCGACUGUGUGCGCAUCAACAGCUUCUCGUUCUUGCUUGUUCUGGUCUCGCUCGACAAAUCCAUCAGAGCAUACAGACUCACGCUUCCAAAUUGCACAAUGACACUCAUCAACAUCGCCAAAGUGCCAUCGAUCGUGCCAUGUCUCAAAGUGCUCGAUUUUGACGACAUGGUCCACCGCCUUGACUUCAAGUAUUAUGAUUCAAAAUGA